UUUAGUCCAGUCUUUUACGCACGACUGCUGCAGCCAAUAACGCGCAAUGAGCGCCAGAGUAAACUCGCGCAAAGUCCGGGAUGAGACUCCAGGUGCAUCUCACCCUAAAAGUCCUCGUUCUACACAGAGAAAGAGCGCCCCGAGGAAUGAUGAGCAGGAAAAGGAAAAAGCAAGCUGCUCUUCAAAGCUGGCGGAAAGCCAAAAGUCCGUUCAAGCAACUCUUCAAGGGAUGCUAACCCUAGGACCACCACUAACACCCAUAGCAGCAAAAGGUGGUGAGAAGAAAGUAGGUUCUCGCUGCUCAACAUCGAGAGACACCGAGGAGAAUCCGAGCAAAGAUCUCCAGGGUGCUCCGGAAAAGGCAAAGAAAAGCCAGAGACCGGAGUCAGCCAAAGCGAGCUAUGCUUCAGAGUUUCAGGAAAAUCUAAAAUCCAGACCGAGGAAAUCUUCAAUGUAUAUCAAAUCUAAAGAAGAGGCCCAACCAAACAAAACUGCAAAAAAUGUCGAAAAGAAAGCAGCCACUCUUUGCUCAGCGAGUAAAGGCUGCACUGUCGACCACAAUCCGAAUAAAGUGCUCCAGGCUGCUCUGGAAAAGUUGAAGGUAAAGAAAAGCCAGAGAUCAGAAUCAGCCAAGUGCGUCAACGACAUACAGACUAAAGUCACCGAGCAUCUGAAACGGCACCUGGACUGGUGCAAAGACAUCAACGUUCUGAAGACAGGAAGUUACUAUGAAAACGUGAAGAUUUGCGAGCCUGAUGAGUUUGAUGUCAUGAUGACUGUUCGUGUGGAGAGGGUGAACCUCCAGCCUUUUUUAGAAAACGGCGCCUUUUAUAGUGUAGAAAUGAAACGACAAACCAAAAGACACCCUUUAGACCAGUUUGUCAAUAAAGACAAUAACAUCAUGGCCAGCAAAAUGCUUACAGACUUUCGUGAGAAAGUGAAGGAAGCUGUGGACGCACUACCGUAUGAUGUUCAAGUGGAGAGGAAGAAGCCCGGCUGUCCAGCUGUAACAUUGCUCGUGAAGGAGAAGGGAAAAAACAUUUCUAUUGAUUUUGUUCUUGGUCUGGAGGUCCCGUCAAGUUGGCCUGAAUUCACACUAGACGGCUUCAGAAUUGAAAACUGGCUCAGCAAGAAAGUGAAGGUGGACCAGCGGCGGAAACCGUUUUAUUUGGUGCCUAAAUACGAGGGAAGAGGCAAUGCAGAGCAGGAUGGAGUAAUGGCUAAAGACGCUUGGCGCAUUUCGUUCUCCCAUGUGGAGAAAUACAUCCUGAAAAACCACGGCAACAGUAAAACCUGCUGUGAAGGAGAACAGAAAUGCUGCAGAAAGCAGUGUCUGAAACUUCUGAAAUACCUUUUGCAACGGCUAAAGGAGAAGCAUCCGGAGGAGAUGGACGAGCUCUGCUCAUAUCACGCUAAGACGACACUUCUUCAUGCCUGUGCUGCCAGAGUUAAGGACAGUGUGUGGGCAGUCAGCGAGCUCAGCCACUGCUUCCAGGAACUACUCAAGGACUUUGAGCAAAACCUGAGGGCCUGUGAGCUUCCCAACUUCUUCAUCCCCUCCCAAAAUCUGCUAAACGGUUUCAGCAAGAAAAAAUGCAAAUUCAUAGCAGACCUCAUUGAAAACCAACGUAACAAUGGGUUUCCUAUAUUCUGUUAAAAUGUUACAUAAAAAAAUAAAAAAAUAAAAAAAUUAAAUCAAUAAA
This is a messenger RNA of Silurus meridionalis, 1703 nucleotides long. It is a transcript of the gene cgasa, whose product is annotated as cyclic GMP-AMP synthase a. Gene Ontology annotation, cellular component: site of double-strand break; cytosol; nucleus. Gene Ontology annotation, biological process: paracrine signaling; cellular response to exogenous dsRNA; activation of innate immune response. Lineage: Eukaryota; Metazoa; Chordata; Actinopteri; Siluriformes; Siluridae. Gene Ontology annotation, molecular function: double-stranded DNA binding; chromatin binding; 2',3'-cyclic GMP-AMP synthase activity. The record is from RefSeq and is a predicted model, not a curated record.